Rhododendron vialii is the source of this 2373-nucleotide messenger RNA. RefSeq lists its product as uncharacterized. The transcript has 13 exons. Gene Ontology annotation, molecular function: ATP binding; protein serine/threonine kinase activity. NCBI's taxonomy places the organism in Eukaryota, Viridiplantae, Streptophyta, Magnoliopsida, Ericales, Ericaceae. Bases 338 to 1900 code for a protein of 520 amino acids. The record is from RefSeq and is a predicted model, not a curated record. Gene Ontology annotation, biological process: intracellular signal transduction; peptidyl-serine phosphorylation.
ACAGUAUUUGGCGGUGGUCCAAAGACACUGAGUAAUUUCUCAUAAAAGAAGUGGACGGGAGCACGGUCGUGGUACUUGCGCUGGAGCUGAUGAGGCGAAGCAACAGGGCCAGAGGGGAUUUAUGAGGUUUUUCAUUUCAUAUCCUCGUUGUCGCAAUAAAUAUAAGCAGCAGCUGCUGCUGAUACAGACAUACACACACAUUUAUAUAUAUAUAUAUAUAUAUAUAUAUAUAUAUAUAUAUAUAUAUAUAUAUAUAUAUAGAAAGAGAGAGAGAGAGAGAGAGAGAGAGAGAGAGAGUGAGAGUGAAAAGGAGUUCUAGAGAGAGAGAGAGAGAGAGAUGGAGGAAGAAGAGAAGGGGGAGGAGGAGGAGGUGCUGGGUUCGAGCUUGACGAUGGAUCGGGUGGCGGCGGCCAAGCAAUACAUAGAGAAUCACUACAGAGCUCAGAUGAAGAACAUCCAAGAGCGAAAAGAGAGGCGAUGGGUGUUAGAGAGGAAGUUGGCUUCUUCAGAUGUGCCCAAGGAGGAACAGUUAAAUCUGAUCAAGGAUUUAGAGCGGAAAGAGACCGAGUUUAUGAGGCUUAAAAGGCACAAGAUAUGUGUUGAGGAUUUUGAGCUUCUGACCAUCAUUGGAAGAGGCGCGUUUGGUGAGGUUCGGUUGUGUCGGGAAAAAAAAUCCGGCCAUAUAUAUGCAAUGAAGAAGCUGAAGAAAUCUGAAAUGCUCAGCAGAGGACAGGUGGAACAUGUCAGAGCUGAGCGAAACUUGCUGGCAGAAGUGGCCAGUCACUGCAUAGUAAAACUGUACUACUCAUUCCAAGAUGCAGAGUACUUGUAUCUAGUUAUGGAAUAUCUGCCUGGUGGUGACAUAAUGACCCUGCUGAUGAGAGAAGACACAUUAACUGAAAAUGUUGCUAAGUUUUAUAUUGCUCAAAGUGUCCUGGCUAUAGAGUCCAUUCACAGACACAACUACAUUCACAGAGAUAUUAAACCUGAUAACCUUCUCCUGGACAUUAAUGGUCACAUGAAACUCUCAGAUUUUGGUCUUUGCAAGCCACUCGAUUGUAGAACUUUAUCGACUCUCAAAGAAAAUGAACCCAUGGAUGAUGAAAAUUUGAGGGAACCGAUGGACAUUGAUUCAUGUAUUCCUGAUGCGGAUAAUGGAAGUCAUUGGAGAAGUCCUCGUGAACAGCUUCAACAUUGGCAGAUGAACAGGAGGACUCUGGCAUUUUCAACAGUGGGCACACCAGACUAUAUUGCCCCGGAGGUACUUCUGAAGAAGGGAUAUGGAAUGGAGUGUGACUGGUGGUCCUUAGGCGCAAUCAUGUAUGAGAUGCUCGUUGGCUACCCCCCAUUUUACUCUGAUGACCCUAUAACAACUUGUCGGAAGAUUGUUCACUGGAGAAACCAUGUAAAAUUUCCAGAAGAUGCAAAGUUGACACCUGAGGCAAAGGAUCUCAUCUGUCGGUUGCUAUGUGAUGUUGAGCACAGACUUGGUACUGGAGGAGCAAACCAGAUCAAGGCGCAUCCUUGGUUCAAGGAUAUUGUAUGGGAUCAACUAUACGAAAUGGAGGCAGCAUUUAAACCAGAAGUUAAUGGGGAAUUAGACACCCAGAACUUUAUGAAGUUUGAUGAAUUGGAUACUCAUAUACCACCAAGAAUUGGCUCGGGACCCUCACGUAAGAUGCUAUUAACUCCAAGAGAUUUAAGUUUUGUGGGUUAUACAUACAAGAACUUUGAUGCUGUCAAAGCACUACGUAAUUCACCAGAUGUUACAAGAAGUACAUCCCCAAACCGGCCAUCAUCCCCUGAUGUUAUAUUCAGUGAUCCCAAGGCAGACUAUACAACAAGAGGGAGAUCCGAGGAAACAGAUGUGGAGAUGUACUGUGAUGCAGUGUUGCCAUAAACAUAAACCGGACAUCUGGAUGGUUGCACAACCCCUUUUAUUUUAUGGUGGGUUGGCAUGCAUCUUCCAGAUACUGUAACCUAAGUGUAUAGAAGUUUUGGGACACUUCAUAAUAGCUCGAUGACGAUCGGGUGGUUAGAAAUGUGAUACUUUUCAGUUCCCCGGUAGAAACUAUUGGUGUAAUAGAACGUAGAGCAAGGAAAUGUGGGAUUUGUGUCCUGGCUGCCCAGGUUGGCAGGAGAGAGCUUGCCUUCUCUCGUGGCAGUUUCUGGUCAGACUUUUAAUGGGUGAACUACUGAUAUAUUUGAUGCCUGUUUCCAUAGGAGAGACCCUUUGUCGUGUGAGAUUUUGCAGGCAGAACUCUAGAAACAAUUUCUAAUUCUGGAAGCAUUUUUACCGAAGUAUUUUUAAGUGGAUUCAUUUUAAUUUGUGACAAUUAAAUUAUGUGUAUUGAUGGAAAAUUUUAGGAGCUA